Molecule: messenger RNA, 856 nt
Organism: Carya illinoinensis
Lineage: Eukaryota; Viridiplantae; Streptophyta; Magnoliopsida; Fagales; Juglandaceae
Product: eukaryotic translation initiation factor 5A-1-like
Exons: 5
Coding region: 92-574 (160 amino acids)
Biological process (GO): positive regulation of translational elongation; positive regulation of translational termination
Molecular function (GO): ribosome binding; RNA binding; translation elongation factor activity
Source: RefSeq, a predicted model, not a curated record
CGUAUAAAGGACUGGUCAGUGGUCACCUUUCUCCCCGAAUCCGUUCUGUUCAUUCUCAUAACAGAACGAAGCAAAGAGAGAGUUCAGGAAAAUGUCGGACGAGGAACACCACUUCGAGUCAAAGGCCGACGCAGGGGCGUCAAAGACAUACCCUCAACAAGCUGGUACCAUUCGUAAGAAUGGAUAUAUUGUCAUCAAGAACAGGCCUUGCAAGGUUGUGGAAGUUUCCACUUCAAAGACAGGCAAGCAUGGACAUGCAAAGUGCCACUUUGUGGCAAUCGACAUAUUUAAUGGGAAGAAGCUUGAGGAUAUUGUUCCUUCGUCCCACAACUGUGAUGUUCCUCAUGUUUCUCGCACUGACUAUCAGUUGAUUGAUAUCUCUGAAGACGGUUUCGUGAGUCUUUUGAUGGAUAAUGGAGACACAAAGGAUGAUCUUAGGCUUCCCACCGAUGACAAUCUGCUCAGCCAGAUUAAAGAUGGGUUUGCUGAAGGAAAGGACCUUGUGUUGACCGUUAUGUCUGCAAUGGGAGAGGAGCAGAUCUGUGCACUUAAGGAUAUUGGCCCCAAAAAUUAAAUAUGAUGAUGCUGUAGCAGUAGCUAUGGCUGAUGGCAAAUGAAUACGUUUGCUUUUAUGUUUGACAGGGAUGAUAUCUUCUGGGUGUGCAAUAAGUUUCUAUACGAUAGGCAUUUGACGUUGUAUAAAUUAGCAUUUAGAUGUGCUUAAAAUCAUGUGAGGCUUGUGAAUGAGUGAAGAGAAAGGAGUUGGGGCUGCUGAUCCCUCAGACGAAAGGAACUCAAGUUUAAAUCAGGAUAGACUUUAUUAAAUAUAACUACUGUGUCAUGUUCUUGUUACUUC